Stylophora pistillata is the source of this 2565-nucleotide messenger RNA. RefSeq lists its product as uncharacterized. Lineage: Eukaryota; Metazoa; Cnidaria; Anthozoa; Scleractinia; Pocilloporidae. Gene Ontology annotation, biological process: protein K48-linked deubiquitination. The record is from RefSeq and is a predicted model, not a curated record. Gene Ontology annotation, cellular component: cytosol; cell periphery. Gene Ontology annotation, molecular function: cysteine-type deubiquitinase activity; cysteine-type carboxypeptidase activity; K48-linked deubiquitinase activity.
GUAAUUUCGGAAAAUUGACCUAUGUAUGUGGAAAAUACAUCGUAAAUUAUUCAUUUUUCGUCCAAUUUCCCUAAAUUUCUGAUGCUGUCUUGCAUGACCUUAACAGGAUGUAUCCAUAUUGAUGUAGAGUUCAAUUUACUCUCUCAAUGCAGGACCCAUGUAGCAUCGAAGACAAGGAGCUGCAAGACCUACAGUAAACUUUUGGUUCAAGAAGCAAAGGUCUUGAAUGAAGUGGCAGGAGUUUCUAUAAGGAAGUGCAUGUACGAAGCGGAAUUUGAAUAAGUGCACGGUGCUUUCGAAGAGGUGUGAAAAAUUAAUCCCUCACUUGUGAGCUUAUAUGCUCAAAUUGUGUUACGAAUAGAAGACAAAUAUCAGGGUGAAGCAUGGAGGAUGUAACAGAGCAUACUGCAUCUAAUCCUGAUGAAUUUUUAAACAGUUCCCCCGACUUUGCUCUUGGUGCGGGAGAGUCAGGUAAUGAUCAGACCGAAACGCAAAGCUCUGCCGGAUUUAUCGAUACCCCAGGCGAAACGCUCGACAAAGGAGUUGCUUCUCAAGUGAGCAACGUAGCGACAGACGACGAAGGUGCAAGUUCAGUUGAACAAAAUUCCUUGCCUCUCGAUGAAGGAAGUGAUCGUUUAAAAUCAACCGACCAGAGCGAAACAUCGACUCAAGGUGGCAAAAUGGGCAGUCAAGGCGAGGAACAACAUGUAGACAACGCGCUGCCAAGUCCUGCUGAGGUUGAACAUGGUUCACCCAGUGAAGAAGAUACGACACAGGGGAACUUGCAGGUGUCAGAAACUGAAAACAGCACUCCUGAAGUCUCUACAAAAACCGAAGACUCAAAAAGCCCCGAUUUAUCAACGAAAAACGAUUUAAAUGCAGUUCAUCUGGACAUCAGUGAAACAACAAAUGACUCAAGUUUAGAACUCCAUCCUGAAGCCUUUGAAGGCCAGAGCUCUGAGCCUCAAACUGGCGAUAAAAUACAGACUCGAGAGCAACAGGCAUUGGAGUCGAUAUAUCAUAUCAAGUGGAUAAAAUGGAAAGGUAUUAAUACACCCAUUAUCACACAGAAUGAAAAUGGCCCCUGUCCCCUUCUAGCAAUUGUUAACGUGCUUCUUCUCCAGGGGAGGAUCACUCUUCCACCACAGCAAGAGUUUGUGACAUCAGGACAGCUGAUGGAGUAUAUUGGAGACUGCAUCUUGGAAGAAGCACCCAAGCGCUUAUCUGAAGGGGCCCAGCUAAACUAUGAGCAAAACAUGCACGAUGCUAUAGCAAUCAUGAAUAAAUUACAAACAGGACUUGAUGUAAAUGUAAAGUUCACAGGGGUUACAGACUUUGAGUUCACUCCAGAGUGUAUAGUUUUUGAUCUUCUUUCCAUUGGACUCUACCAUGGAUGGCUCAUCGACCCACAGAAUACUGAGAUUGCUUCUACAGUUGGUGGACUCAGUUACAAUCAGCUGGUUGAAAAAAUAAUUGCCAGUAAACAGGAUGGUGCAGAAAGCCAGCUGGUCUCUGAGGGUUUUAUAAGUGAAUCUUUCCUUGAGCACACAGCCAGUCAGCUGACAUACCAUGGUCUGUGCGAACUGAAUACUACACUGCAGGACGACCAACUCUGUGUGUUUUUCAGAAAUAACCACUUUAGUACAUUUCACAAGCACAAUGAUGAGCUCUUCUUACUUGUGACAGAUCAAGGUUUUCUCACUGAAGAUAGUGUUAUCUGGGAGUCAUUAACAAAUGUGGAGGGUGAUUGUGUCUUUGUGGAUGCCGAAUUUAAAUCUUUCCCAUUGGAACACAGAAGUACACCGCAACCAGCAGCCAUACCACCCACUCAACCGCUGACACAGGAAGACCAAGAUUACUUAAUAGCAUUAAGUCUUCAAGAAGAACAGGAAAAUGCUGCCCAAAGGCCUCAGACACAUCCUGAAGGGGUGGCUCCAGCCCAGAUGGAUGCCGUUGAUGGACCUGCUCAUCAAACUACUCAAACUACUCAGUCCAACCAAGAGUGGUCUGAUCUUCAACUGGCUAUGCAGCUGCAACAAGAGGAACAAAGGCAACAGCAACAGCAGCAGCAAAGAGCUCAAACCAGACCACAACCAUCAUGGAUGUCUCCUGCAAGAUCAGCUCUUCCUUCUCAACCACAGCAAAGAAGCAGCAAUGACACUCAACAGAGGCAGGAGUCCAAUGACAGAUGUGUCAUCUUAUAGAUAAAUAUUCAAACUGACUCCAGAGACUGCAUCUCAAGACUCCUGAUUGAUCCGCUCGCUGUAAAUUCAGGACAUUACGUUCGGAAGGGACAUGAUCUUGACGGAUCUCAACUUUGUAACUAGAUGUGUAUUUACCAUCAAAGUAAACCGGGGAGCUACUGAAAAAAAAAACUUAAAAAUUGCAUAAGGUAUAAAUUCGGUGGCCUAAAAAUUACGCAAACCAGCCAUUCAAUGGCAAGCUUUUUUUUUCCUCUUUUUGUCAGAAAAAUAUUAACAUCUAAUUGUCGUGUGCUUGUAUCUCAGGGAAACGUCCUUGUCUAAUAGAUAUGGAAAAGCUGAUUAAAUUUUUUUUUUGUCUUGG